CGUCAACUGUACAACAUCUCGAAGUCUACGCGUCUGCAACAGAAACAUUCUAACCGAGCAGAAAUUAGCAUCAACGGCUGUAGACAAAACAGGCUGUCAGCUUCUAGGCUUUAUACAAUCUGCUUCGAGGACAAGCAACGCAGCGGUCUGAAGCGCUCCAGAACUCAGAAAAGUUGCUCCUCCGCCUCUUUUGCCGUCCACUUUUCCGCACGAUCUGUCACUGCUCGUCAUUUGAGCCAACAUUCUGACCUAUUCUCGUGA
Protopolystoma xenopodis is the source of this 261-nucleotide messenger RNA. The record is from the annotation of a GenBank genome assembly. Lineage: Eukaryota; Metazoa; Platyhelminthes; Monogenea; Polystomatidea; Polystomatidae.